Molecule: messenger RNA, 624 nt
Organism: Vicia faba (fava bean)
Lineage: Eukaryota; Viridiplantae; Streptophyta; Magnoliopsida; Fabales; Fabaceae
Source: the annotation of a GenBank genome assembly
AUGGUUACUACUCCUACAAAACAUCCUUCUUCUAAUGUUACGUCUCUUCCAUUUCCAUCUCCUAAACCUCCACCAGAGUACCCUGAUUUGUAUGGAAAGCGCCGCGAAAUGGCUCGAGUUCAAAUGCUUGAAAGAGAGAUUAGUUUUCUUGAGGAAGAGUUAAAAUCUUCUGAAGAUUUUCAACCAUCUUCAAAAUGCUGCAAAGAGAUUGCUGAUUUUGUGACAGAAAAUUCAGAUCCUCUCUUACCAAUGAGGAAGAAGAACCGCAAGUCGUGUUGCUUAUGGAAGUUGCUUCGUCGAAUGCGGUGUUCGAAAUUGUCAUGGUUCUGUUGUUGGUGUUGCGAUUGCUUCUCCGGUUGUUGCAACCGCAACCGCAAACAAAACAAAUGCAAAUGUAGUAGCUGUCUUCCAUCCAUCAAUUUCUCCUUAACAAAUUGGUGUUAUUGCUGUGAUAAAAAGUCACAUUGUUGUAAACAUUUAUGUGGUUGCAACAAUUGUUGUUGUAUUCUACCAGGUUGCAAUUUUAGGUGGCCUUUUUCUUGUUGUUUUUGCAAAUGCUCAUGCUCUUGCACUUGUCCUAGUUUUCCAAAAGUUCCAUCAUGUUGCGGUUGUACAAAAUGUUAA